Alnus glutinosa is the source of this 1886-nucleotide messenger RNA. RefSeq names its product cytokinin dehydrogenase 3-like. Gene Ontology annotation, biological process: cytokinin metabolic process. Lineage: Eukaryota; Viridiplantae; Streptophyta; Magnoliopsida; Fagales; Betulaceae. Gene Ontology annotation, molecular function: FAD binding; cytokinin dehydrogenase activity. The transcript has 4 exons. The record is from RefSeq and is a predicted model, not a curated record. Bases 77 to 1675 code for a protein of 532 amino acids.
AGGUGCUUUCCCUCUCUGCGAACCACAGCCAUAAACACCACCAAUUCCUCUCAUUUCCUCUCUUUCUCUCUCAGAAAUGGCUGCUAAUUUUCCAAGUACACCAAAUUUCAUAGUCCUUUUUUUAAUAUAUAUAAGCCGUUUGAUGCCCACCGUUGGAAAUCCAAACCCAUGGACGAAUUUGCUGCCAGCCAAACUUCAAACCCUCCAGAUCGCAAAUAGGCUCCGUGAUGACCCUGAUGCCAUUAGAUUAGCCUCUAGUGACUAUGGCAAUAUUGUUCGAGAGAUCCCAGCUGCCGUUCUUUAUCCAUCUUCCUUGAAUGAUAUUGCAAGCUUAAUAAAGUUUGCGCACAGUAGUUCUUCUCCUUUUAAUAUAGCUGCCAGAGGCCAGGGCCAUUCUGUUCGAGGACAGGCAAUGGCUCGCAAUGGGAUUGUCGUGGAUAUGACAUCCUUGAGAAACCACAGAAAUGGUUACGGAAUCACUGUCUCCUGGAGCCCUUCAAUGGGUUUUUAUGCUGAUGUUGGGGGCGAGCAGCUUUGGGUAGAUGUCUUGCAUUCCACGCUUGAACAUGGACUUGCACCCGUCUCUUGGACCGACUAUCUGUAUGUGACGGUCGGGGGGACGCUCUCUAAUGCCGGGAUUGGUGGGCAAACCUUCCGUUACGGUCCUCAGAUCAGCAAUGUGUACGAAAUGGAUGUUAUCACCGGGAAAGGAGAUUUUGUAACUUGCUCCCCAGAUAAAAAUACGAAGCUUUUUUAUGCGGUUCUUGGAGGUUUGGGCCAAUUUGGGAUUAUUGGCAGAGCGAGAAUUGCACUAGAGCCAGCACCAAAGAGGGUCAAGUGGGUUCGAAUGCUUUAUAAUGACUUCUCUGCAUUUGCUAGAGACCAAGAGCGGUUGGUUUCAAUCAACGGAAGGAAGCAAAAAAAUGCACUCGAUUACUUGGAAGGUUUGCUUCUCAUGGACCAGGGUCCUCCGGAUAAUUGGAGAUCAUCCUUUUUUCCAUUAUCCGAUCACUCCAGAAUUAUUUCCCUUGUAACCAAAUAUGGAAUCAUCUACUGUCUAGAAGUAGCCAAAUUUUAUGAUGAUCGCAGUAUUAAUUAUGUGGACAAGGAACUCCAAAUUUUGUUUGAAGGCUUGAGCUUUAUCCCGGGAUAUUCAUUUGAAAAAGAUAUCUCAUAUGUAGAUUUUCUUAAUAGAGUUCGAAGUGGAGAGCUAAAGCUUCAGUCACAAGGACUGUGGGAUAUUCCUCAUCCAUUUUUGAACCUCUUUGUACCAAAAUCUCAAAUCUCAGAUUUCAAUUCCGGUGUUUUCAAGGAUAUUGUAUUUAACGGGAACAUUACGACAGGACCUGUCCUUGUUUACCCCAUGAACCGCAACAAGUGGGACGAUAGGAUGUCUGCGGUUAUACCUGAUGAAGAUGUUUUCUACACCAUAGGGUUUUUGCAUUCAAGUGGGUUUGAUGACUGGGAAGCCCUUGAUGCACAAAACAAAGAGAUACUGUUGUUUUGUAAUAAUGCUGGUAUUGAGGUUAAGCAAUAUCUUCCCAAGUAUUACAAGACAAAGGAAGAAUGGAAAAACCAUUUUGGCAAGAAAUGGAGAACUUUUCAAGAGAGAAAAUCCCAGUUUGAUCCGAAAAUGAUACUAUCGCCGGGACAGAGAGUUUUCAAUAACAAUUAACAUAUCAAAUAUUACUAGUGAUUGGAGUUUAGCAUUAAUUAGAAGGGACAAUAGGGGUACUUAUCCUUUUUCUUUUGUAGUAUUUUGUAUUUAUAUUUUGUUGAGGGUUUUUGUAUCAUUGUUGAUAAGUAGUUUUCAGAAGUUUAAUUUAGGAGAUAUAAUAUAUCUUUUUGUAAGGGUCCAUAUUUAUAUAUAUUAAUGGGCUAUUUGU